This is a messenger RNA of Sclerotinia borealis F-4128, 1287 nucleotides long. Lineage: Eukaryota; Fungi; Ascomycota; Leotiomycetes; Helotiales; Sclerotiniaceae. The record is from the annotation of a GenBank genome assembly.
AUGUAUAGAUCUUUGUUACGAAAUGCUAGCAGGCAAUUGGCAAAUGCAACGCCGGUAGCGGUUACUACGAGAGGUUUCGCUGCUCAUGCUACCCCGCAACCAUUUGAUUGGAAAGAUCCUCUAGGUGCACAUCAUCUUUUUACCGACGAGGAAAUAGCUAUUUCAGAGACUGCGGAGCAGUAUUGUCAGGAACGGAUGCUACCUCGAGUUUUGCAGGCAUAUCGAGACGAACAUUUUGACAGAAAGAUACUCGAGGAAAUGGGAGAAUUGGGGUUGCUAGGAGCUACGAUUAAUGGAUACGAUUGUGCUGGUGUAUCGAAUGUUGCUUCGGGACUUAUUACAAAGGCGGUUGAACGAGUCGACAGUGGAUAUCGAUCCGGAAUGUCAGUACAGUCUUCGUUGGUAAUGGGUGGCAUUGACGAAUUUGGCACACAAGAACAAAAGGAGAAAUACUUGCCAAAGUUGGCGAAAGGGAAAUUGUUGGGUUGUUUUGGUUUAACAGAGCCGAACCAUGGUAGCGAUCCUGGGUCUAUGGAAACGACCGCGAAGCCACAUCCUACAAAGAAGGGAUAUCUUUCAAUAUCAGGGUCUAAAACAUGGAUUACAAACUCUCCGAUCGCAGAUGUGUUUUUGGUGUGGGCUAAGUUACAGGAGACUGGUAAGAUUAGAGGUUUUAUCAUCGAUCGAGCAGAUUGUCCAGCGGGGACCUUGGAGACACCUGCUUUGAAGGAUAAGAACGGACUUCGAGCUUCCCUCACCGGCAUGAUCCAUCUCGAUGAGUGCCCAGUACCCGAGGCAAAUAUGUUCCAAAAAGUCGAGGGUCUUCGAGGUCCAUUUACUUGUUUGAAUAGUGCAAGAUAUGGUAUUGCUUGGGGAAUGACAGGUGCACUCGAGGAUUGUAUCGAUCGAGCUAGAACAUAUGCGCUUGAGCGAAAACAAUUCAAAGGUAAUCCGCUCGCCAAGUAUCAACUCGUGCAGAAGAAGCUAGCAGAUGCCGUCUCGGAUGCGGCUUUUGGUACACUCGCCUGUGUUCAAGUUGGAAGACUCAAGGACAAGGGAGAAGCAGCACCAGAGAUGAUCAGUAUGAUAAAGAGACAGAAUUGUGAUGCUGCACUUCGAAAUGCGAGAACAUUACAAGAGAUUUUUGGUGGUAAUGCUGCGAGUGAUGAGUAUGGUAUUGGAAGGCAUGUUUCGAAUUUGUUUGUCACACAAACUUAUGAGGGACAAAGUGAUAUUCACUGUCUGAUUCUCGGAAGAGCAAUCACUGGUAUUCAAGCAUUUUGUUGA